AACACGCAGCCCCCUCCCGCCUGAGUGACAACUGGCCAGCGUACUUUCAGCUGAUGUCCCUUUAAAACUCGAAUCCAAGGGGGUAAUGAUUUAUCAAACUUGUAUUAUCAAGAAAAUGUCAAACGAAGGGCACCUUGCUUUGCACUGACGCAAACCCGGCCUUUCCCAAGGAGAUAUAGAAAGCGCCUCUCUUGCUGGAGCCAAACCCAGUCUUGUCAAUAGCUGGUCUCACUCUCUACUCGUUGAAUCUGUUGCCCGCUUCAGACAUGGAUUGCAGUGCUCCCAAGGAAAUGAAUAAACCACCAGCCAACAGCCUGGAGGCGGCGGUGCCCCCGGGCCACCACGAUGGCCCGUGCGCGCCCAGGACGAGCCCGGAGCAGGAGUUUCCCGCGGCCACCGCCGCGCCGCCGCCGCGUGUGCCCAGGUCCGCUUCCACCGGCGCACAAACUUUCCAUGCCCCCGACGCGCGAGCCUGCGAGGCCGAGCGACCCGGAGGAGCGGGGGCUUGCAAAAUGAGUAGCCCUCGGGCGCCGGCGGCCUCGGCGGCUCUGCGGGACUGCAGCGAGGCGCACGGUGCGCAGGCCGCCCCUCCUUCGGGGGGCGCCGGGCCCGGCAACGCGCUGCCCUGUAAGAUUCCAGCCCUGCGGGGCCCGGAGGGGGAUGCGAAUGUGAGUGUGGGCAAGGGCACCCUGGAGCGGAACAAUACCCCGGCCGUAGGCUGGGUGAAUAUCAGCCAGAGCACCGUGGUGCUGGGCACGGAUGGAAUCACGUCCGUGCUCCCGGGCAGCGUGGCCACCGCUGCCGCCCAGGAGGACGAGCAAGGGGAUGAGAAUAAGGCCCGAGGGAACUGGUCCAGCAAACUGGACUUCAUCCUGUCCAUGGUGGGGUACGCAGUGGGGCUGGGCAAUGUCUGGAGGUUUCCCUACCUGGCCUUCCAGAACGGGGGAGGUGCUUUCCUCAUCCCUUACCUGAUGAUGCUGGCUCUGGCAGGGUUGCCCAUCUUCUUCCUAGAGGUGUCCCUGGGCCAGUUUGCCAGCCAGGGGCCGGUGUCUGUGUGGAAGGCCAUCCCAGCCCUGCAAGGCUGUGGCAUUGCAAUGCUGAUCAUCUCCGUCCUAAUAGCCAUAUACUACAAUGUGAUUAUUUGCUACACACUUUUCUACCUGUUUGCCUCCUUUGUGUCUGUGCUGCCCUGGGGCUCCUGCAACAACCCUUGGAACACGCCAGAAUGCAAAGACAAAACCAAACUUUUACUAGAUUCCUGUCUGAUCAAUGACCAUCCCAAAAUACAGAUCAAGAACUCGACUUUCUGCAUGACUGCCUAUCCCAACUUGACAAUGGUUAACUUCACCAUCCAGGCCAAUAAGACGUUCGUCAGUGGGAGUGAAGAGUAUUUCAAGUACUUUGUGCUGAAGAUUUCUGCAGGGAUUGAGUAUCCUGGUGAGAUCAGGUGGCCACUAGCCUUCUGCCUCUUCCUGGCUUGGGUGAUUGUGUAUGCCUCCUUGGCGAAGGGAAUCAAGACUUCAGGAAAAGUGGUGUACUUCACGGCCACGUUCCCGUAUGUUGUGCUCGUGAUCCUUCUCAUCCGAGGAGUCACCCUGCCCGGGGCCGGCGCUGGGAUUUGGUACUUCAUCACACCAAAGUGGGAGAAACUCACGGAUGCCACGGUGUGGAAAGACGCUGCCACUCAGAUUUUCUUCUCUUUAUCUGCUGCAUGGGGAGGCCUGAUCACUCUCUCUUCUUACAACAAAUUCCACAACAAUUGCUACAGGGACACGCUGAUCGUCACUUGCACCAACAGUGCCACCAGCAUCUUCGCCGGCUUCGUCAUCUUCUCAGUCAUCGGCUUCAUGGCCAACGAACGCAAGGUGGACAUCGAGAACGUGGCCGACCAAGGGCCAGGUAUUGCAUUCGUGGUUUACCCAGAGGCCUUAACCAGGCUGCCCCUCUCUCCCUUCUGGGCCAUCAUCUUUUUCCUGAUGCUCCUCACUCUUGGACUUGACACUAUGUUUGCCACCAUCGAGACCAUAGUGACCUCCAUCUCGGACGAGUUCCCCAAGUACCUGCGCACACACAAACCGGUCUUUACCUUGGGCUGUUGUGUUUCUUUCUUCAUCAUGGGCUUCCCAAUGAUCACUCAGGGUGGAAUUUACAUGUUUCAGCUUGUGGACACGUACGCCGCCUCCUACGCCCUCGUCAUCAUCGCCAUCUUUGAGCUCGUGGGGAUCUCCUAUGUGUACGGCUUGCAAAGGUUCUGUGAAGAUAUCGAGAUGAUGAUUGGAUUCCAGCCAAACAUUUUCUGGAAAGUCUGCUGGGCCUUUGUGACUCCGACCAUUUUAACUUUUAUCCUCUGCUUCAGCUUCUACCAGUGGGAGCCCAUGACCUACGGCUCUUACCGAUACCCGAACUGGUCCAUGGUCCUUGGGUGGCUCAUGCUUGCCUGCUCCGUUAUCUGGAUUCCGAUUAUGUUUGUCAUAAAAAUGCAUCUGGCUCCUGGCAGAUUUAUUGAGAGGUUGAAGUUGGUGUGCUCGCCGCAGCCGGACUGGGGUCCCUUCUUAGCUCAGCACCGUGGGGAGCGUUACAAGAACAUGAUCGACCCCUUGGGGACCUCUUCGCUGGGACUCAAACUGCCAGUGAAGGAUUUGGAACUAGGCACCCAGUGCUAGUCUGGUGGCAUGGGAUGGCCCAGACUUGAUUCUCUUUCUCCUCUCUGCCUUUCCCUGAUGCUUUCCCCAGCCGUCUUCCCAUUUGUCUUCUUCCUUCUCCCCACGUCUCGGUUCAUACCUGUGCAUGAGAGUGAUGACUUAGAAAAGUAGGACAUAGUGUUGCAUGCUGUAGCCGAGAGCCAGACGGGGCUCGGUUUGCCUGUGUCCACGCUGUCAGUUUCCAGUGGGCUUUGCCUCACAGGCUCAAAUCAACGAGGGGAGCGCCUCCCAGCAAAGUCACGUGUAGAUGUCCGUGAGUUGGUCCGUAGAGAAGCAUCCUCUGUGACUGUCGCUGGUGGGGCCAGUCAGGCUGGUGCAGGAUAACCAGACAGUUGGUUUGGACUCAUCUGAGCCAUGUCGUGGUUUCGUCCAGGCACACAAAGUUGAGGACACGGUACCUCUGGAGGGUGGGCAGUGGUCAGAGAAUGUUUUCACGUAAGAUGAGGCUGGUGGACUCAGACACCCCCAAGGUGAUGAAGUUCCCGUUUCCAUUCAUGACUGGGGCUCUGUUUCCAUCAUUUGGACCAACUAUCUCAAGGACUCACAGGCUUUCUCUCUGCAAGCUGAGACCCUCAAUGAAGAGUCAGCUCUAUUCCCUCAGUUGGUGGUUUUUUUUUUUUUUUUAAUGACCAUAGUUGUGAAUUCUUUGGGUCCUUUCCUCUACCUCUGCAUCGUGUUAUUUGUGCCCGAUGUCAUACACUCAUACCAGAGUGCCCUUCUAGUUUCUCCAUAUGCCUAGUACCGUGGUUCAAUGUCACAUCCCACGUGUCUUCUCUCCCAAAUGUCUUUCUGUGAGCUGCAGUUACCUUGUCGCUCAGAAACUGAGACUUAACCCUGGUUCUGUCUGUCUGUUACAUAUAUCAGACACAAACUCUCGAAAGACAGAUCAUGUCUCAGUUGUUACUCUUCACUUUUUCACUCAUAGCCGAUGCCAGUUGUAGCCGUUGAAUCAAAGAAGUGGAGAGUUGAAGAGAAAGCAACCAGAAUACUCACUGCACUUUAGGUACAAAAGUUUCUGAUAGAUGUAGGUUAGGUAAGUAGCAGAUGAGCCAAUUAGAGCUACUGCUUUUAAGACUACACUUAGCUGAUACCAUUUGAAGAGUUCCCGAUUCACAAUACUCAUAAUCACACUCUAAUGAGAGUGGAUCAUAUGUCUACAGAGAUUGGCGAAGCUGAAACCUCUAUUAUCUUCUUGUAUCCUGAACAUGCAUAUAUGAGAUUUUUAAAAUGUGAUAUGUGUUCACGUAGUGUGUACUUGUAAUGGUGUUUUCUGUCUUUAUAAAUAUCUUAUGAAUCACUGUAGAGAUAGUGAGUAUAGUAUAGUAUAGUCUUUUUUUUUUUUUCCCUUACAGUAAUAAUAUCUAAACUUAAAAUUGUUUCCUUAGGGGAGACCAUUGCAAUCAUUUUCUUAUUUGUUUGUGUUCAUAUUACAGGGUCUCAGGCAAAAUUUUCAGUUCAAAUCUUGUACAUUGAUGUGACAUUUUCAUCCUUUUCAACAGUAACGAAACCCAACAACAGACCUUAAAGUAAUACUUUUUAAAAAAAUAACUUCAUUUGUUAAAGAAAAAAAAAAUAGCUCAUCUUACUGAGCUCUUUCUUUUCUGGGGCAGAUAUCAUUGUCAUUUGCCAUGUGAACUUCCGGUUUUGAAGAGUAGUCUGUGGAAACUUUCAAAAAAGGAAGCGCAGAUGGGUUUUGAACGUGAGGUUUUUCAUCUCUUUUGUUUUCAAGGUGUGUUUGUUCUUCCUCCUCCCGUUCCUUUUUUCUGCUUGCUUACCUCCCAAAGUUAGAACUUACUGGAAUCCAUCACAGAGACUAAACCCUAAGCUUCCCCUAGACUUAGCUUUAGGAAACUGAGCCAUGACCUUCCGGCCCGUGUUUCCCAUAGUGACGUGUCCAGCAUUAACAUUGGUUUCCCCGAGAAAGCCAUACUGAAGAGAAGUCCCCACGGCUCUAGCAGAUCCUACACAGUGGUACCAAAAAUUCGCCUCUCCCCUUGGUAACCGACGGGGUGGGAGAGGAAGGGAGGACUAGCUUUGGUUUGGAAAGGAUCUGUAGCCUUUCCAAUUUGAACAUUGAAGAAAAGCACUGAUAUCGAUUGGCACCCUCCCAUGGGAACGAUGGGUUUGCGUCAGGAUGCGUGGCUUCUGGCUUUCCUCUCUUGCCUCUUGGCUAAGGUUCGAGUCGGAUGCUGGAUGCCAACCCAAUUUCUGUUAAUUAUUGCUGUUGUGAUUAAAAAGGGGGUGAGGUGAACUCAUGGAUGCUGCCAGGUUUGUUCUGUACACACCGCAAGUUCGAUUCAUUGUGAGAAUGGGGACAGCCUCACUAACUAGUGCGUUUUGCACUUUGCAUUUGUGUUCAUUACAAUCUGUCCAGUUAAGACCCAGGGGCUGUUCCCUGAGCAACUGGGUUUAUGUGUGUGUGUCUGUCUGUAUUUUUAAAACUUUUUUCCUACAGCGUCCAAAUUUUGUGUACAGUGUCCUUAAAGGUGGAAGGUUCUAAGCUUAUCUGGGAAUGGUUACCUUGUGAGUUUAGUUUUGUCUCUUCCUACAGUCUUGUUUAACUUUGGAGGCUUUCCUUGCCAGAGUAGUGUUGGGUAUCUGAGUUGUCUCCACUCAUGGCCAGUCUGCUCAUGCUGUACCUCCCCUAGGCUUGGCUGGGAUGCUAAGAGCUGAGAUGCAUGUGACCAGAUGGAUGUUUCCAUGCUAUUGAAAUGCACAGUCAAGUGGAAGGAAAAAAAUGAAUGAAUAAAAAUGAAAUGAACAGCAUUGUCAUAAAGCGCGACUUGAGAGUUCCCCUUCAAACAGAGACAAAAACCAAGUUGUUGAGGAAAGGCUUGCGUUGGUUCACUGUGCAGAAUGGUGGGGGUGUUUUCUACUUGUGAAAUUGUUUCCUAAUACCAACAAAUGCCAGAAACCCAUUCCGAGAAAAAAAAAAAAAAAAGCCAUAUGUUAAAAACAGUAACCCUGUAAUAUCCUUAAAGGAGAAAAAUAUGUGUAUGUCUUAACAAUUGGUGUUGUGGCUUCUUAUGCAUUUAUUUGUCUUGUGUAUUAGUAACUUUUAAUCUCUUUAAGGCUGUGUGUUUGUCAUGUACAAAUGUGUCCAGUCUGGUCUGUUGUCUCUUUCUCUCUUAUAUUUAUUUAUUGCAUGAAAUCUGUGGUCAAUGCAAAAUCUCGAUGACCUCAACGUCUUUGAAAUUUCCAAUGUGUCUUUAAUAGGUCAGAAAUGGAGUCAACUUGUAUUUCAGUGAGCCGCACUUUAAAAGGACAUUGAACACAAUGACCCGGAAAUGGAUAAGACUUGGGUUCUCUUUGCUAAUGUUGCACUGGAGUUGAGUUUUCCUUUAAGUUCUAGUUCUGUUAUCUGUAUGUGCCUCAGUGCUUCUGAUAAACUUGACCUGUCAGCAUGGUUUUCCCAUGCCUAAAACUAAGAUUUUUUUCUUCUCUCUUUGUUCGCUUGGCCAUUGGUCAUCAUUCUUUUCACCAGAGGCUUGCACAAUAACUAAUGCUUCAUGUAAGUGUGAUGGCAAGAUCCUGCUGCUGCUACCUGGAUUUGGGUCUGUGAGACACUUCUGCAGGCUGGGUGGUAGGUUCUCUUGCAGAGAAAACAGGCCAAGGCCAACGAAUGAGUCUCACCUCUGUUUCCUCCUGGGUAUUGUAUUAGAAACCUCCAGGCUGGGAGCAAAGGUUUGGAUGAUCGAACCUUAAUGCUGAUUUCUCUGCAAAGUGGUCUGAGGAUUUGCAAAAGUAAAGCUAUCUUUCCUGGACUUUGCUUCAACUGUGCAGAAAGACCAAGUGAUUUUGAAUCGUGGUCUCUGCUUUGGUCACCUCUGAGCAGCCUGCAGCCAAAGAGAAAGUGUUCUCAGUUUGGGUAUUCAUCACCCCUGGAGAGGGAGCAGUGGCUUGAUUUGCCUGCCAUGGAUUAAAUACAUCUUCAGGUAACCAUUUGCCUUAUAGGUGUAUUUUAUUGUUAGGAUGAUACUUAGUAACUGACUAGGAACUGUUUUGUGUCUCAUUUUUUUGGUCUUUUUUUUGCACUUUAUAUGGACCUAUCAUGGGAUAGGUUUAUUCUUUAACUGCAUACUUGGCUAUUGUCCUUAAUGCAGGCAUCUUAUGUGGUCCUGUUGCCUAUGAAUAAAGAUAUGUUCCCUAAUCAGGUCCUUAUAUUUUUUCAUUAACUGUACAUGAAGAAAAUAUAUUACAUUAUAAAUGAUGCAUCAUAUAUAUAUAUAUCUUAUAGAGUACAUAUUAUAUACUGUGCAUUAUUCAUUUAAGAAGUCAUUAUUCUUGAGGCCCUACCUCAAAUUUUGUAUUUAUGUAUACAAAUGCAAUUUAUGGUAUUAUAUAUUUGCCUAUUAUAUACUGAUAUAAAUUAGAAUUUAUCCUAAUAAUGUAUGAAUUGACAAACCCCUAAAUAAAUAUCAGUGUU
Cervus elaphus (red deer) is the source of this 7128-nucleotide messenger RNA. It is a transcript of the gene SLC6A5, whose product is annotated as solute carrier family 6 member 5. Gene Ontology annotation, cellular component: membrane. The coding region runs from base 267 to 2663 and encodes 798 amino acids. NCBI's taxonomy places the organism in Eukaryota, Metazoa, Chordata, Mammalia, Artiodactyla, Cervidae. Gene Ontology annotation, molecular function: glycine:sodium symporter activity. Gene Ontology annotation, biological process: sodium ion transmembrane transport; glycine import across plasma membrane; synaptic transmission, glycinergic. The record is from RefSeq and is a predicted model, not a curated record. The transcript has 16 exons.